GCGGGAUGGUGGGUCACGGGCGCCGCCGGGCACGCGCCGGGCUCCGGUAUCCGCCUGUCAGCGCCGCUCCUGCGGCUCGUCUCUCUCUCUGUGCAUCUGACUGCUCGGUACUUCCACCGUCUUCUCCCGAGAUGACCGGAGGAGAAUCUGCGCCGCGAGCGCGCAGAGGAAACCGGCGGAAGUGGAGGUGUCGGUCCGGCUGUUAGGUUUAUUUUUAGCCGUUAGAUGAGAAGUGACAGCGGCAGAAGGAGAGCUGCUGGUUCGGUUUCCAGCCUACGGCUCCUUCUGGUCCCGAAGCCUCACCGGUGGAACACCAAUUUCGUUUCCCUGCCUGAGUGUAUGCGGCUCCUUUUGGGUCCCCCUGACAGGAGGAAAGCCCGGUUUCGGUUCCGAAUCGCUUCAUUUAGUAUGCAAAUUGGGCGAGCCGGUCUGCUCUCCCGGUCACAGCGGCUCUCAGACCACGUCACCAGUCGCCCUGCCGCCGCUCCGCACCAACAACCCCCUGACGGGGGGCUCCAAAGCCACCAUGGCGGAGCCGCAGGUCCACGUCACCCCGCUGUACGAGGAAAACAUGAACAAGCGCCCGGUCCUGACCUCUCAGCCCAACGGCCUGGCUCCACUCAGCUCCACCCGGCCAGGCCUCCCUCUGCCAGAGCGACAGUCCUCUGAGGCGGCCCAGCACGGACGCCAGAGCAGCGCCACCUCCAACAAGCCCGCCGACAGCAAGCCAAAGACGAACCCUCUGACGGCCGAGCAGGCCAUGAAGCAGUUCAUGUCCAAGAUGUCCUCGUUCGAACACCACGAAGUGUUCAGCUUCUCCGAGGUGUAUUUCAUUGGUCCAAGCGCAAAGAAGAGGUCAGGGGUUCUCGGCGGUCCCAACAACGGCGGUUAUGAUGAUGAUCAGGGGUCUUACAUCCAGGUCCCACACGACCACAUCGCCUACCGCUACGAAGUCCUGAAAGUCAUCGGCAAAGGGAGCUUCGGACAGGUGGUGAAGGCCUUCGACCACAAAACUCAGACCCACGUGGCCCUGAAGAUGGUCCGCAACGAGAAGCGCUUCCACCGGCAGGCGGCGGAGGAGAUCCGCAUCCUGGAGCACCUGAAGAAGCAGGACAAGGACUCCAGCAUGAACGUCAUCCACAUGCUGGAGAACUUCACCUUCCGCAACCACAUCUGCAUGACCUUCGAGCUGCUCAGCAUGAACCUGUACGAGCUCAUCAAGAAGAACAAGUUCCAGGGCUUCAGCCUCCCGCUGGUCAGGAAGUUCGCCCACUCCAUCCUGCAGUGUCUGGACGCGCUGCACAAGAACCGGAUCAUCCACUGCGACCUCAAACCUGAGAACAUUUUACUCAAGCAGCAAGGCCGGAGCGGCAUCAAGGUCAUUGACUUUGGUUCCAGCUGCUUUGAACAUCAGAGGGUUUACACCUACAUCCAGUCCAGGUUUUACCGAGCACCAGAGGUCAUUCUAGGUUCCAGGUAUGGGAUGCCCAUCGACAUGUGGUCGCUGGGCUGCAUCCUCGCCGAGCUCCUGACUGGUUACCCGCUGUUACCAGGGGAAGACGAAGCCGACCAGCUCGCCUGCAUCAUAGAACUCCUAGGCAUGCCAAGUCAGAAGAUCUUGGAUGCCUCCAAGCGGGCCAAGAACUUUGUGUCCUCCAAGGGAUACCCGCGGUACUGCACCGUCACCACGCUGAGCGACGGCACCACGGUGCUGAACGGAGGACGCUCGCGGCGAGGGAAGGUACGCGGUCCCCCCGGCAGCAAGGUGUGGAGUACGGCGCUGAAGGGCUGCGACGACCCGCUCUUCCUGGACUUCCUCAAACAGUGUUUAGAGUGGGACCCAGCGCACCGGAUGACGCCGAGCCAGGCUCUGCGCCAUUCGUGGCUCAGGAGGCGACUCCCCAAGCCACCAACAGGAACCACUCCGGGAGACAAGACCUCUUCGUCCAAACGUGCCACCACUGACGGCACCAUCACCUCCAAUUCUAAGCUCGUAACCUCCUCAACAACCUCCUCCUCCUCCAAAACCAGGACUAACUUAGCUGCAAUCACUGACGCCAAUGGCAACAUCCAGCCUAGGACGGUGCUGCCCAAACUUGUCAGCUGAGAGUGAAUGCACCCCGCUCGCUGUGGCGGGAGACGAGAGCUGAGCUCGCAGCAGCCGGUGGGACCUGAAUAAAACCGGUCUCUCCGGUUUUAAAGAU
This is a messenger RNA of Oryzias latipes (Japanese medaka), 2204 nucleotides long. RefSeq names its product dual-specificity tyrosine-(Y)-phosphorylation regulated kinase 2 (gene dyrk2). Gene Ontology annotation, biological process: peptidyl-threonine phosphorylation; peptidyl-serine phosphorylation. Gene Ontology annotation, cellular component: nucleus; cytoskeleton; cytoplasm. Gene Ontology annotation, molecular function: protein serine/threonine kinase activity; protein serine/threonine/tyrosine kinase activity; ATP binding. The record is from RefSeq and is a predicted model, not a curated record. NCBI's taxonomy places the organism in Eukaryota, Metazoa, Chordata, Actinopteri, Beloniformes, Adrianichthyidae.